CUAAACCUAUUCCCUAAAUAUAUUGAGAGAGUAAAAAAUUUCAAUUCCAAGUUAAACUCAUUUAUGACAGACCAUUCAAAUGGCCAUUACGUUUAACAUUCCGAAUUAUUUUCCAAUACAUUUUGUUAUAUGACUAAGAACAACCCUCCAAAUUCCUAGUUCUACAUCCCUGUAUAUGCAUGUAUAAAUAUCUAAAACCCAAAACAGAGUAAGAUAUAUAAAACAUAUCAAAUAGAGAAAUGGCAGGAUCAUCGUCUAGCAAUCUCUAUCCUUUGGUCGAUGAUUUCUACUUUUCAGCUCUCUUUGAUGAUGAUGAAUUAUUUCCAAUCUCUGAUGUGAAAUAUGCACAUGAGUUACAGCUCCAAGAGGCUCUAAUAUCUGCAGCAUUUUCAUUACCAUCAUCAAGAAAACGUGUCCCCGUUAAAGAGGAGACAGAGCAUUUAAUCAAUACUAUGGCAACAUCCAGUGCAACAGAUCUUUUCUUGAAGAAAAAGGUUAAGUUGGAAAAAGAAGAAGGCGAGUCUUCUUCUCUUGUUGUAGAGGGCUUUUGUCCAAUAUGCUCGGAGCCCAAACCGGCAGGAGCGAUGUUCAGAAACGACAAGUGUUCCCACUCGUUUUGCUCUGACUGCAUUGGGAGAUAUGUCGUCUUAAAGAUUCAGGAUAACAUAUCCGUGGUGAAGUGUCCUCAUCCCAACUGCGGAGGCGUUUUGGAGCCUCAGCUCUGUCGUUCCAUUGUUCCGGAGCAAGUGUUUGGACGAUGGGAAAAUGCUCUGUGUGAGUCAUUGAUUCUUGGAGCCAAGAAAAUAUACUGUCCUUUUAAGGAUUGUUUGGCUAUGAUGGUUGAUGAUGGAGAGGAGUCAGUAACGGUAUCGGAGUGCCCCAGUUGUAAUAGACUCUUCUGCGCGCAGUGCAAUGUUUCAUGGCAUGAAGGGUCUGAGUGUGGAGAGUUUCAGAGCGUGGCCAAAAGUGUAGGAACGAUGUCGUCGUCCGAGAAGGAAGAAAAGAUGGUGAUAGAGCUUGCCAAGAACAAGCAAUGGAGAAGAUGUCCCUCUUGUAGUUUUUAUGUUGAGAAAACCGGAGGCUGCGUUCACAUUUCAUGCAGGUCAAUUUUCAUUAGUCAUUUAUUUUGUUAUUUUUUUCUUGGAAUUAUUUUGAUAUUGAUUGUUGAUAUCUUCUUCUAG
Molecule: messenger RNA, 1181 nt
Organism: Humulus lupulus (European hop)
Lineage: Eukaryota; Viridiplantae; Streptophyta; Magnoliopsida; Rosales; Cannabaceae
Product: E3 ubiquitin-protein ligase RSL1-like
Exons: 1
Coding region: 240-1181 (313 amino acids)
Biological process (GO): ubiquitin-dependent protein catabolic process; protein polyubiquitination; positive regulation of proteasomal ubiquitin-dependent protein catabolic process
Cellular component (GO): cytoplasm; ubiquitin ligase complex
Molecular function (GO): zinc ion binding; ubiquitin protein ligase activity; ubiquitin conjugating enzyme binding
Source: RefSeq, a predicted model, not a curated record